Molecule: messenger RNA, 1874 nt
Organism: Nymphaea colorata (pocket water lily)
Lineage: Eukaryota; Viridiplantae; Streptophyta; Magnoliopsida; Nymphaeales; Nymphaeaceae
Product: polypyrimidine tract-binding protein homolog 1
Exons: 11
Coding region: 240-1658 (472 amino acids)
Biological process (GO): regulation of RNA splicing
Cellular component (GO): nucleus
Molecular function (GO): mRNA binding
Source: RefSeq, a predicted model, not a curated record
GAAUUGCUGCUGUACGUCUCACGUUUCACACGGGGUGAAAGAGGGCUUGGCUUUUCGACCACAACCAGAAACCCUAAUUCCGCCCGAAACCUCAAUUCCGUGAGGGCGGCAAUCGGCAAUUCUCCAUUGCCGGAGCGAUCAAAGGUCUCUCUCUCUCGUGCGUCCUCCUUCGUCUACCUUUCUUAUUGGCGCCGGGGAUCUUGGCAUAUUCACAUCCGAGUUGAUUUGGGGAAACCAGUAUGUCUUCUACUUCCACUCAGCCUCAGUUCCGAUACACGCAGACCCCAUCCAAAGUGUUGCAUCUCCGCAAUCUCCCGUGGGAGUGCACAGAAGAAGAGCUUAUUGAAUUGUGCAAGCCGUUCGGGAAGAUUGUGAACACAAAGUGCAAUGUUGGCGCAAAUCGUAAUCAAGCCUUUGUUGAAUUCGUGGACCUGAACCAGGCAAUUUCAAUGAUCUCUUAUUAUGCUUCCUCAUCUGAACCUGCACAAGUGCGAGGGAAAACUGUGUACAUUCAGUAUUCAAAUCGGCAAGAAAUUGUUAACAAUAAGAGCUCUGGCGAUGUUGCUGGAAAUGUCCUGCUGGUGACGAUUGAGGGUGUAGAGGCUGGAGAUGUCAGCAUAGACGUCAUUCACUUGGUCUUUUCAGCUUUUGGAUUUGUGCACAAAAUUGCGACCUUUGAAAAGGCUGCUGGCUUUCAGGCUCUGAUCCAAUUUAGUGAUGCGGAUACAGCAUCCACUGCCCGGAAUGCAUUGGAUGGAAGGAGCAUUCCUCGGUACCUACUUCCAGAGCAUGUUGGUUCAUGCCAUCUGCGCAUCUCAUUUUCUGCACACACUGAUCUGAAUAUCAAAUUUCAAUCUCAUCGCAGCAGGGAUUACACCAAUCCAUAUCUUCCAGUGAAUCCAUCGGCUAUUGAAGGGACUAUGCAGCCAGUUGUAGGUCCUGAUGGAAAGAGAAAGGAGCCUGAAAGCAGCAAUGUGCUGCUUGCCUCCAUUGAGAAUUUGCAAUAUGCUGUGACUGUUGAUGUUCUUCACACGGUUUUUUCUGCAUUUGGUACAGUGCAAAAGAUAGCAAUCUUUGAUAAGAAUGGUGGAAUGCAGGCACUAAUUCAGUAUCCAGACAUAGCAACCGCAGCUGUUGCAAAAGAGGCUUUAGAGGGGCACUGCAUCUAUGAAGGUGGCUAUUGUAAGCUUCAUCUGUCAUACUCUCGUCAUACUGAUCUCAAUGUAAAGGCCCAUAAUGAUAGAAGCAGGGACUACACGAUUCCUGAAGCCGGAAUACUGCCUCUACAGCAGGCCCCUGGCUAUCAAAGCCCACAGUCUUCCUCAGCAUACCCUGGAAGUGUUGCUUCUCCUGUGCAAAUGCCAGAGACACAUCUGCCAGCAUGGGAUCCAAAUGCUCAGGUUGCAAGGCGUCCUUUUGCACCUGCUGCAAAUAUGUAUCCUGGGCAACCGUAUCAUCCUCCUGCUGCUGCUCCAUUUCCAUCUUCAGGACCCCUUCCUGGUCCUCCCGAGCCAGUUCCUGGGUACAUGAACUCAAACAACUUUAGAAUGCCUUUGGAGCAAUCUUCACAACAGGUUCCUAUGUAUGGGCGGCAGGUGAAUGCUGGCCAUGUUUCUGCGCCACGCCCAGGCAUGCCACCACCGUCCUAUUAUGGUUAAGAACACAACUGUAGCCCGUAGGUGAAUUUCUCGUGCCUGUUCCUUUUGCUUUUUUAGGGGUUAUGUUGGCGAGUUCUCGCCCAUCACUUCUACUUGAAAGGAAAUGAAAUUGCUGCUGUAAUAUUGCAUGGGGCCCGUCAUUUGUGCCAUGCGUCUUGAAUGAUUUGUGUUACAGGGGGUCUUGGUUGAAUGAAAUUCUGCUGCUACUUCUCUCUC